CACCGCGUAGACAUCGUCUGCGAUCGUGAUGGGAACGAUCACGCGCGACGCACGAUCGUUCUGAGGCCAGUUUAGGGUGUUUAGUCGGUUCGGCUGGUGAAUCGAAAGUCAGUUGUUGGGAUCAUCGGACGAAUUUUUGGACUCGUUGGGAAGCUAUUCGUUCGACCAGGGUUGCGGUUAGAACAUGACUGAGGUUCCAUCAGCUUCGCGACUCGCGAGGGGCGAAUUUGCAGAAGAGAAAUCGAGUAUGGAAAAAUUCUGAAGACUUCGAAGACUUUCGAGGAUCCGUUGCUGUUGCGGAAAUAUUCGGAAUUCGUUGAUGAAGAUUUUGAUCGCGUUGCUUUAUGGUAUUUGGUUGAAGCGCGAGGGUAGCCUGAAUAUCGUCGAAGAAAUAGUAGGAGAAUGACGGAGGACAAGGAUAAGGAUCUGAGCGAGGUGUUGUGCGUGAAUAAUCAGGUGAAGACGGCAAAUGGUAACGAGAAGAGCGAUUCCGAUUUGUUGCAAACGAAAGUGUACAAGAAACGAUGGCUGAUGCUGAGUCUCUUCAUCCUGUAUACUGGGAUGAGCAAUUUCCAGUGGAUUCAGUAUUCUAUAAUCAGCAAUAUAGUCACCAGGUACUAUGGUGUUUCCUCGUUAACUGUCGACUGGACGGCAAUGUCGUUCAUGGGUUAUUACGUGAUUUUCAUCCUACCUACCACGUACAUGGUGGAUCGGUGGGGCCUUAGGUGGAGUAACAUUAUAGGAUGCAGUGUUACUUGCCUUGGCUCGUGGAUCAAAGUUUUGUCCGUCAAUCCUGACAGAUUUUACGUCACCUUCAUUGGACAAUCUCUAGUUGCUUCUACACAGACCAUAGUUCUAACAUUACCAGGACGCCUGGCAGCGCAAUGGUUCGACGCCAACGAAGUUUCCACGGCCACGUCAUUAAGCAUUUUUGGCAAUCAAAUGGGAAUAGCCCUAAGUUUUUUAAUUACACCGAUAAUCGUGAAAAAUCACGAGAGCCUAGACGAUAUUGGCGCAGGAUUGUCGCACCUCUUUUGGGGCGUAGCUAUCAUCAUGUCGAUCGCGCUUUUGCUAGUUAUUACACUAUUCGAAGAGGACCCGAAGCUGCCGCCAAGCAAAACGCGAGCCCUGCAAAAAUUAAAGCAGAUGGAGGUCGAGGAGAGCAUCAUACAACCGAUCAAAAGAUUAUUCAAAAACAAGUAUUAUUUAUUGCUCUGCAAUUCGUACGGUCUCAGCAUCGGGGUGCUGAACGUGGUAGGGACGCUACUGAACCAAAUAUAUCUCGCGCACUUCGAGCACGGUGAGGAAGACGCGGGUAGGAUCGGUCUGGCCAUGAUCAUUACGGGGAUGAUAGGUUCCGUCAGUUUUGGAGUGAUUCUCGAUAAGACGCAUAAGUACAAGGAAACGACUGUGAGCGUGUAUUUUCUCUCGAUGUGCGGCCAGAUACUCUUUUCCACGUUCACGUUCCUCGAAAUUAAAUGGAUGGUCUAUCUAUCGGCCAUUUUCCUGGGGUACUUCUUGGUCGGUUACGUAGCCUUAGGAUACGAGAUGUGCGCGGAAUACACGUACCCGGAGUCCGAGGAGAUAACGGCGGGAAUUUUGAACGUGGCUAAUAACGUUUACGGCAUUGUCCUUAUUCUGAUAAUGGGUCGAUUGCUGGAAGUGUACGGGGAUAUUCCGGUGCACGUGGGGCUUUGCACCACGCUGAUCAUCGGCUGUGUAACGACCAUGUUGACGAAGGACGUGCAAAGGCGUCAGGACGCCAAAAAUGGCAGCCAUUACAUCGGAGUUGAACAAAGCGACAAAGACAAGGAAUGCAACGGUCGAGAGAAGAAUUGACAUUGCAAUAACGAUUUCCAAUCUAUCGUAUCGAUUAAUUCUCUUUUCAUAUUAAUUCUGAAUUUUUGGAAUUUUUAGAAAGGAAAUUGACUUUCGUUCCUUUUCCAACACUAAAUCCUUCGAAACCAAACGAUCCUUUAUGGCAUGAAAAAUUGAAAAAUAAUAAUGUAGAAGCUGCGUUCAAGAAUUUUUUUCGAGAGAAGAAUUGACAUUGCAAUAACGAUUUCCAAUCUAUCGUAUCGAUUAAUUCUCUUUUCAUAUUAAUUCUGAAUUUUUGGAAUUUUUAGAAAGGAAAUUGACUUUCGUUCCUUUUCCAACAUUAAAUCCUUCGAAACCAAACGAUCGUUUAUGGCAUGAGAAAUUCAAGAAUAAAAAUGUAGAAGCUGCGUUCGAGAAUUUUUCUCA
Messenger RNA from Eufriesea mexicana, 2244 nucleotides. Its product is annotated as feline leukemia virus subgroup C receptor-related protein 2. NCBI's taxonomy places the organism in Eukaryota, Metazoa, Arthropoda, Insecta, Hymenoptera, Apidae. Gene Ontology annotation, molecular function: heme transmembrane transporter activity; heme binding. Gene Ontology annotation, cellular component: membrane. Gene Ontology annotation, biological process: transmembrane transport; heme export. The transcript has 7 exons. The coding region runs from base 403 to 1839 and encodes 478 amino acids. The record is from RefSeq and is a predicted model, not a curated record.